Molecule: messenger RNA, 1035 nt
Organism: Diachasmimorpha longicaudata
Lineage: Eukaryota; Metazoa; Arthropoda; Insecta; Hymenoptera; Braconidae
Exons: 2
Coding region: 177-791 (204 amino acids)
Source: RefSeq, a predicted model, not a curated record
UCCUAUUGUUUUACUACUUCCAGAGCACACGAUAAUAUUCUGCUCCCUGCAGAUAAUUAUAUAUUUAAUUCCUCUCAGUUUCGACGAUACUCCCUCCCUAACUUCGUUAUAUCCCGCUUCCAAUAAUUCAGUUCAGUUACAAAAUACAAAUUUGUUCAGCUAUAUUUACAGCCUAAAUGGGCCAACUCGUGGGUCGAAUGCCCAAUACUUGGGAAGAGUUAAUAGAGGAACGUGAUCGUGUAUUGCACUGGAGUUCAGAAGUUCUGGCUCGUGUCGAUGAUAAUAUAAACAACGAGGAAACCUUUCUGAUGGAAUACGAUAACAAGAGAAUCAGUGAGAAGGUCAAUCAGUGGAUUUCCGAGCACAGAAUACAACGAGACACGAUUCUCAAGGAAUUCAUCGAGGCAAGUCCUGUUUAUAAGGAUAAAAUUCAACUAGGGGUGAACAAGAUUGCAAAUGAAGUGAAAAAUAAAAUUCGAUGGGAGUACCAUGAGUCGUACCAUGACGUAAGAAAAUUCACGAGACGUGUGGAUUUGCUUGGUGAGGUACAGCGCAAAAUACACAGGGAAAUACUGAUGUUGGAGAAUUCUUGCAAAGAUAAGCCCAAGAAAUUUGCAAAAAAACUUACACAACUGAGAACUUGGGUAUUCAAUAAUCUAGAGGCCAGUGAGAAGAUACAAUUCAUCGAGAAAAGACGGUUCAAUGAUUUUCGAAAGAGAGUUUACGACAUCGAUCGCAAACACAGGAAGGAGUGCUAUAAGCUGUUGGAGAAAUUAAUUCGGAAAUUUUAAAUGCAAAUGAAUGGAUGGGCUUCGUUGACAUUUUUAGAGUUGCGCAAAUAGCAAUUAACAAUUUUUUUUGAAAAUAUAAUGGUUAAUCUAUGGGUGUAAUUAUUGGAAUAACUUUGGGAAGAGAAUCAAGCUUUGAAGGUUUUUUGUUUGUAAUAAUUAAUAUCAUUAUGUAUAUAAUAUUGAAUUGUACCAAAAAAUGUAUGAGCGUUUUGCAUGAAUCAAUAAAUUAUUAGAAAAAAUAAAA